Messenger RNA from Acanthochromis polyacanthus (spiny chromis), 1173 nucleotides. Its product is annotated as trace amine-associated receptor 13c-like. Gene Ontology annotation, cellular component: membrane. Gene Ontology annotation, biological process: G protein-coupled receptor signaling pathway. NCBI's taxonomy places the organism in Eukaryota, Metazoa, Chordata, Actinopteri, Pomacentridae. The coding region runs from base 1 to 1173 and encodes 390 amino acids. The transcript is spliced from 3 exons. Gene Ontology annotation, molecular function: trace-amine receptor activity. The record is from RefSeq and is a predicted model, not a curated record.
AUGUGGAACAUCAACUCACUGGCGGGGAAGGAACCCGUGCUGGUGUGGGAGGUGGAGCGAUACCGACGAAAUAUAGUUGGGCUGACUUCCACACACAGAAAAAACAGUAUCACAGGUGUAGAGGAAGAAACAGAAAAUAUAAAUCUGCUGCAUGACCAAACAACCACCACAUCUCAGCAGUUCCUCCUCCCGUCAGUGAUGGAGGAAACUGAACUCUGCUUUCCACAGCUCUUCAACUCCUCCUGCAGGAGGAUGAAGCGUUCUCACUUUGAAGCAAUGCUGGUUUACAUCCUGCUGUCCUGCAUCUCUCUGCUUACUGUGAUUCUCAACCUGCUGGUCAUCAUCUCCAUCUCACACUUCAGGAAUCUCCACACUUCCACCAACCUCCUCCUCCUCUCUCUGGCUGUCUCUGAUGUCUUUCUGGGUCUCCUCAUGUUCUUUCAAAUUGUGCUCAUAGAUGGCUGCUGGUUCCUCGGUGACUUCAUGUGCACUCUGUAUCAAUAUCUAGCAUACAUUAUCACCUCAGCCUCAAUAGGAACUAUGGUGAUGAUAUCGAUUGACCGCUAUGUGGCCGUUUGUUACCCUCUGCAUUACUCUAUUCAAAUCACACAACAGAGAGUUCAAAUCUGUGUGUGUCUGUGCUGGAUCACUUCUGCAGUCUUUCAAACUCUGCUUCUGAAGGAUUCCCUGAAGCAGCCAGGCAGGUACAACUCCUGUGUCGGAGAGUGUACCUUUGCCAGUGAUUACAUUAGUGGACUUGUAGAUGUUAUUUUUUCCUUCAUUGUUCCUAUUACGAUCAUCAUAGUUCUGUAUGUGAGAGUGUUUGUGGUGGCUGUGUCUCAGGCUCAUGCCAUGCAUUCUCAGCUUGUACCAAACAAGCACUCAGUUAGAGCAACUGUUCAGAAAUCUGAACUGAAAGCAGCCAGGACUCUUGGUGUUGUUGUAGUUGUGUUUAUAAUAUGUAUGUGCCCAUAUUACUGUGUUGCUCUCACUGGACAAGAGACCCUUCUCAAUAGUACAUCUAUUGUCUUUGUGAUAUGUGUGUUCUACUUAAACUCCUGUCUAAACCCCAUCAUCUAUGCCUUCUUGUACCCGUGGUUCAGAAAAUCAGUCAAGCUCAUUGUUACACUUCAGAUACUGCAGCCUGCCUCCCGUGAGGCCAAGAUGCUGUAG